AUGUUGAUCAAUGGCAAGAAGACAACCAUCCAUAAAGGUCUCUCCUUUUCUUUUGAUGAUGAUGGCAUCACCUACAGUGGAAACAGAAAUAAAACAACUGUUAACUCUCAAGCUCAAGCUCUUCUCCGGAAAAAGAUUGCAGCUGUGCUGGAAAAUUUCCAAAGUAGAAGUAAAGCCAGAUCAAUAGCAUUUGUUUGCCAGGGUGGUCCUGGCUUCUGCAACCCUGUGAAGGGAAAGAUGUUCACCAAAGCCAAGUUGAAACAAGAUGAAGAAAUAAGCAGUUUCUGGAAGAAUCUUGGUACAUACAUGUCCAAGAUAGAUCCAGAGCAGACAAAGAUACACUUCAUUGGCAAUAAUGUGACUGGAAAUAAGAAAGGAGAAAAAUUAAUGAAGUUCCUUUCCAAAGCAAUGCGACCAUCAAAGGUCAAGGUUGAAUCCCCAUUAGAACUAGGGCAAUCAGUCUCUGUUCUACAGGAAAAUGUUCCCUCCCUUGCCACAGUAAUAAAAGUUGUUCCAACAGCAAAUAAUGGUUCACCCGAGUUGCUUAACCUUCACCAUGAGCAGGAAAAAGAAACACAAAAACAGGUUAUUUGGUUCAAUUUUCAAAAGACAAAGUAUGUCUAUGAUAGUGAAGAAAAGAAACAAUUCUGCCAGGUGGCAUUUCCAAUCAGUGAAGCCAUGGAACAUUACAACAGUUGUAAAGGUUAUCAGGAAGAAGUAGAGGUUGAAAGAGCAAAGAAAAAAUACGGAUUGAAUGAACUUCAGAUGGAUGUGCCUGAAUUUGGUCAGCUAUUUAAAGAAAGGGCCACUGCUCCUUUCUUUGUGUUCCAAGUGUUUUGUGUUGGAUUGUGGUGUCUUGAUGAGUACUGGUACUACAGCGUCUUCACUCUUUUCAUGUUGGUUGCUUUUGAAGCCACCCUUGUGCAGCAGCAAUUAAAAAAUAUGAAAGAAAUAAGAAAUAUGGGAAGCAAGCCGUACUUGAUACAGGUUUACAGACAUAGAAAAUGGAGACCUACCUUGAGCUCUGAACUGCUUCCUGGAGAUAUUUGUUCCAUUGGGAGAUCUAAAAACUCUGAUGUAUUGAUUCCAUGUGAUAUGGUAUUGCUGAGAGGCUCAUGUAUUGUAGAUGAAGCCAUGCUGACUGGAGAGUCUGUGCCUCAAAUGAAGGAGCCAAUUGAGGAUUUGCCAGAUGAUGAAAUAUUUGACUUGGAGCAGCAUAGUAAAUUACAUGUGCUGUCGGGAGGAACAAAAGUUGUGCAACAUUCUCCUCCGCUCAAGACUUCUGCUGGAUUAAAAGCACCUGAUAACGGAACUGUGGCAUAUGUCCUAAGGACUGGAUUCAAUACCUCGCAGGGAAAGUUGCUGAGGACGAUUUUAUUUGGUGUAAAGCGAGUCACAGCCAAUAAUCUGGAGACUUUUCUCUUCAUCUUGUUUUUGUUGAUAUUUGCUGUUUCAGCAGCAGCAUAUGUUUGGAUUAAAGGCACCGAAGAUCCUAAGAGAAAUCGUUACAAGCUUUUCUUGGAGUGCACCCUUAUUUUGACAUCAGUGGUUCCACCUGAGCUUCCUAUUGAACUGUCUCUGGCUGUAAACUCCUCACUAAUGGCUCUACAGAAACUGGGUGUGUACUGUACAGAGCCUUUUAGAAUUCCAUUUGCUGGUAAAGUUGAUGUGUGCUGUUUUGACAAAACUGGAACACUAACAAGUGACAACCUCAUAGUACAAGGUGUAGCUGGACUCAAAGAUGAUGAUGAAGUGUGUGCAGUCAGUGAUGCUCCUGACAGCACGGCAUACGUACUAGCCUCAUGUCACUCUCUGGCUUUCCUUGAUGACAGUUUAGUAGGUGACCCUCUAGAAAAAGCUGUGUUACAAGCAGUUGAUUGGAGGCUCACAAGAGGAGACAUUGUGAUGCCCAACAAAGGCCGACGCGUUUCCAUGCGUAUCGUACAUCGUCAUCAUUUCUCCAGUGCUCUAAAAAGAAUGUCAGCUAUUGUGUCUUUACAAAAUCCUGGUUCAUCAUCCAAUGAAUAUAUGGUGACAGUUAAAGGAGCUCCUGAAACUCUCAGACCCAUGUACAAGACUGUCCCCAGAAACUAUGAUGCCAUUUACCAUAGAAUGACUUGCCAAGGUGCCAGAGUACUAGCCCUGGGUUUUAAGAAAAUUGGAGAAGUGGCAGCUAAAGAGAUCCGUGACAUGAAGCGCGAGGAGUGUGAAUGUGAUCUUCAGUUUGCAGGAUUCGUUGUGAUAGCUUGCCCACUGAAGAGUGACUCUAAAGCGGCCAUCAAACAGAUCCAAGAAUCUUCACACCAUCUGACCAUGAUAACUGGGGAUAACCCGCUGACUGCAUGUCACGUGGCUCGUGAACUUCGGCUCACCAGGCGUGAAAUUGUUGUUCUGUCACCUCCUGAGAACACUAAAAAUCACGUAGAAAGCGAGUGGCACUGGCAGCCAGUGGAUCGCUCGUUCAGUCUUCCCAUCAUUCCAUCCGGCGGUAUCAAAGAACUGACCUCCAAGUUCGACUUGUGUGUUACUGGAGAGGCAUUUUCCUACUUACAGUCAACGGAGAAAUUGACGAAGUUUUUCCACUCUAUCGUUCAGAAUGUACAAGUGUUCGCACGCGUAGCUCCUAAACAAAAGGAGUUGGUCAUUACCAAACUAAAGAGCAAAGGUUUUGUUACCUUAAUGUGCGGUGAUGGAACCAAUGACGUAGGAGCACUCAAGCAUGCGCACUGCGGUGUGGCCUUACUCGCUGGUGCUCCAGAGAAACUGCCCGAACAAGGCAAGAAAAGUGCGCUGAAAUCCAAGGAAGACAAACCCUCCACAUCCAAUCAAUCAGAGGAUAAAAGUAAAAACGAUUCAAUUAAGAUAGUUUCAAGAGGACACCUCCCUCCCGCACCUGCCAAAGGUGCUUCACGAGCAGCUAAGAUGCGUGCUGUGGCCAGGGGGGACGACACUGCCUCCACCUUAAAACAUGAACAACAGAAAAAGAUCCAGGAGAUGUUAAAACAGAUAGACGAGGCGGAUCAACCCCAAGUUGUCCGGUUGGGAGAUGCGUCAAUUGCCUCGCCCUUCACUUCCAAGCUGUCCUCUGUCAUGGCUGUCUGCCAUAUCAUUAAGCAGGGUCGCUGUACACUCGUCACCACCUUACAGAUGUUUAAGAUUCUUGCGUUGAAUGCCCUGGUGCUUGCCUACAGUCAAAGUGUGUUGUAUUUAGAUGGAAUCAAGUUCAGUGACGGACAAGCUACGUUACAGGGCGUUUUAUUAGCUGGAUGCUUUUUGUUUAUUUCACGUUCUAAGCCUCUUUCGUCUCUCUCCAAGCGUCGGCCGUUACCGAAUAUAUUUAACCUGUACACUAUAAUAACUGUACUAUCCCAGUUUGCUGUUCACUUCUGGGUUCUCAUCUUUAUGGUACAACAGGCAAAGCGACUCACCCCUAGCAUGGAUUCACGACAUAUAGACUUGGAGGCCAAGUUUCAGCCCACUAUUGUGAACAGUACUGUGUAUAUUGUCUCCAUUGCUAUGCAGCUAGCCACGUUCGCUAUCAACUACAAGGGUCACCCGUUCAUGGAGAGCCUCUCAUGUUUAAUUUCAGGGAACCUUUGUUUUUUUACAUACCACAGGGUCACCCGUUUAUGGAGAGCCUCUUAUGCGUAA
Messenger RNA from Orbicella faveolata, 3651 nucleotides. Its product is annotated as endoplasmic reticulum transmembrane helix translocase-like. Gene Ontology annotation, cellular component: endoplasmic reticulum membrane. Gene Ontology annotation, biological process: intracellular calcium ion homeostasis; transmembrane transport. Gene Ontology annotation, molecular function: P-type ion transporter activity; ATP hydrolysis activity; ATP binding. NCBI's taxonomy places the organism in Eukaryota, Metazoa, Cnidaria, Anthozoa, Scleractinia, Merulinidae. The record is from RefSeq and is a predicted model, not a curated record.